This is a messenger RNA of Symsagittifera roscoffensis, 1633 nucleotides long. RefSeq names its product serine/threonine-protein phosphatase 5-like. The transcript is spliced from 4 exons. Lineage: Eukaryota; Metazoa; Xenacoelomorpha; Acoela; Convolutidae. Gene Ontology annotation, molecular function: hydrolase activity; protein binding. The coding region runs from base 3 to 1436 and encodes 477 amino acids. The record is from RefSeq and is a predicted model, not a curated record.
UUAUGGGCGAUAGCGGGGAUCCUGUGACAGAAUCUGAAACUAUCAAAAAGGAAGCGAACACUUGUUUUUCACAGGGUCAAUUUGAUAAAGCCAUCGAACUAUACACAUCAGCUAUUGAAAUUGAUCCAGAAAAUGCCAUUCUAUACAGUAACAGAAGCUUCGCUCAUCUCAAAAUGGAGAGCUAUGGGUACUCACUGGCAGACGCUACGAAAUCAAUAGAGCUCAACUCAGGGUACAUAAAAGCCUACUACAGAAGAGCCAGUGCAAAUUUUGCAAUUGGUAAAUUCAAAGUAGCUCUGAAAGAUUUCGAAAGUGUUGCCAAGGCUAAGCCAUCAGAUGCUGACGCACAGAAGAGGUUCAAAGAGUGUGAGAAAAUUGUUAGGAAGAUUGCUUUCGAAAAGGCAAUCGCUGUUGAUGACAAGGAGAGUGUAGUCGAGACUAUCGACUUGGAUUCGAUGGUCAUCGAAGACUCCUACACGGGGCCAUCGCUGGAUGAGGACGGAUGCGUCACGAAAGAGUUUACAGAACAACUGCUUCCAUACCUUAAAAGCCAGAAGGUUUUGCACAGAAAGUACGCGUACAGAAUUCUGCUCGAAAUCAAAAACAUGUUUGAAAAAGAAGAGACGUUAGUUCGAGUUAAUAUCGAGGACAAAAACCAGAUCACAGUGUGUGGGGACAUACACGGACAGUUCUAUGACCUCCUCAAUAUCUUCGACAUCAAUGGAGUCCCCUCCGAGACAAAUCCAUACUUAUUCAAUGGAGACUUCGUGGACAGGGGCAGUUUCUCAGUAGAAGUAGUCAUGACUCUAUUCUCUUUCAAGGUGUUGUACCCUAAGCACGUAUAUCUGGCCAGGGGAAACCACGAGAGUCUGACGAUGAACAACAUGUAUGGGUUUGAGACGGAGGUCGGCACCAAGUACUCCUCUCAGAUGUUCAAACUAUUCACAGAAGUAUACUGUCUUCUUCCACUCGCGCACUGCAUCAACAAUCAAGUUCUAAUCAUGCACGGUGGUCUUUUUGCCGAAGACGGCGUAACAUUAGACGACAUCGCAAAGACAGAUCGAAACAGACAACCGCCCGAAUCUGGGAUAAUGUGCGAUCUUCUCUGGAGCGACCCACAGUCAAUGAAAGGCCGGGCUCCCAGCAAACGAGGCGUCGGCUGUCAUUUUGGCCCCGAUGUCACGGAACGCUUUCUGAAGGAGAAUAAUUUGAAGUAUAUCAUCAGAAGUCAUGAGGUCAAGAUGGAAGGUUACGAGGUCGCUCACGGGGGCAAGUGUAUAACAGUGUUUUCGGCUCCCAACUACAUUGACCAAAUGGGCAACAAAGCAGCUUUUGUUAAACUAACAGCCCCCGAUUUGAAACCGGAGUUUAAAACAUACGAUGCAGUGCCUCAUCCCAAAGUAGCGCCUCCAAGAAUGCCCUUUUUCCUAAUGUGAUAUAGCUUUCAAUAUUUUGCUGUAAAGAUUAUAUUUUUUUUCUGAGGAAUGCGAGUCUUGCGUUGCUGAACUUUUGAAUUACAUCCUGAUUGCCAUAUCUGACUUUGUUACAAGUGGCAGUCAUUUGAAUUAUUGCGUUAGAUGAUCACAACAUAAAACUACAUUUAUUUGUUCGAAAUAUAUUUUUGAUGUUCAUG